Rattus rattus (black rat) is the source of this 2634-nucleotide messenger RNA. RefSeq names its product Pim-1 proto-oncogene, serine/threonine kinase (gene Pim1). Gene Ontology annotation, biological process: negative regulation of apoptotic process; protein autophosphorylation. NCBI's taxonomy places the organism in Eukaryota, Metazoa, Chordata, Mammalia, Rodentia, Muridae. The record is from RefSeq and is a predicted model, not a curated record. Gene Ontology annotation, cellular component: cytoplasm. Bases 304 to 1245 code for a protein of 313 amino acids. The transcript has 6 exons. Gene Ontology annotation, molecular function: ATP binding; protein serine/threonine kinase activity.
CAGCAGCAGAAGCAGCAGCAGCAGCAGCAGCAGUCACAGUCAGCAGCAGCCCUGGGUCCCGCGGCGCCUCUCGCCCCGCCGCCUUCCGCACUGCCUGACCCGGCCGGCGAGCCCUCCUGCCGCCAGCCCCGCCAGCGCCCUCAGUCGUCCUCCGACUCGCCCUCGGCCUUGCGCGCCAGCCGCAGCCCGAGCCGCAACACCACCCGCAGUCUGAGUCCGGGCCGUCGGCUCAGCCCCAGCUCGCUCCGCCGCCGCUGCUGCUCGUCCCGGCACCGGCGCCGCACCGACACCCUGGAGGUGGGGAUGCUCCUGUCCAAGAUCAACUCCCUGGCCCACCUGCGCGCAGCGCCUUGCAACGACCUGCACGCCAACAAGCUGGCGCCGGGCAAAGAGAAGGAGCCCCUGGAGUCGCAGUACCAGGUGGGCCCGCUGUUGGGCAGCGGUGGCUUCGGCUCGGUCUACUCGGGCAUCCGCGUCGCCGACAACUUGCCGGUGGCCAUCAAGCACGUGGAGAAGGACCGGAUUUCCGAUUGGGGGGAACUGCCCAACGGCACCCGAGUGCCCAUGGAAGUGGUCCUGCUGAAGAAGGUGAGCUCGGGCUUCUCGGGCGUCAUUAGACUUCUGGACUGGUUCGAGAGGCCCGAUAGUUUCGUGCUGAUCCUGGAGAGGCCCGAACCCGUACAAGACCUCUUCGACUUCAUCACGGAGCGAGGAGCCCUCCAGGAGGAGCUGGCCCGAAGCUUCUUCUGGCAGGUGCUGGAGGCCGUGCGGCAUUGCCACAACUGCGGGGUUCUCCACCGCGACAUCAAGGACGAGAACAUCUUAAUCGACCUGAACCGCGGCGAACUCAAACUCAUCGACUUCGGGUCGGGGGCGCUGCUCAAGGACACAGUCUACACGGACUUUGACGGAACCCGAGUGUACAGUCCUCCAGAGUGGAUUCGCUACCAUCGCUACCACGGCAGGUCGGCUGCUGUCUGGUCCCUGGGGAUCCUGCUCUAUGACAUGGUCUGCGGAGAUAUUCCAUUUGAGCACGACGAAGAGAUCAUCAAGGGCCAAGUGUACUUCAGGCAAAGGGUCUCUUCAGAAUGUCAACAUCUUAUUAGAUGGUGCCUGUCCCUGAGACCAUCGGACCGGCCCUCCUUUGAAGAAAUCCAGAACCAUCCGUGGAUGCAGGAUGUUCUCCUGCCCCAGGCCACCGCCGAGAUUCAUCUGCACAGCCUGUCACCGUCACCCAGCAAAUAGCAGCCAUUCUGUCAGACCCUCCAGGGAGGAGAGAGCUUGUCUGCUGGCCUCCAACAGGACCCUGCUCUACGAUGCAGGGACAGAAAUGACAACUCAUUCCAGGCUUCGGGGGUCCCUGGAGCAACCUCCCUCAAGGAGAAGAGACUACUUCACUCGUCCUGGACCCCGCUUUGCCCCUCACAGACUCAGUGGCGUCCAGUGUGGCUGGGCUACGCAGAAUCCCGGGUGUUGGGGGGGAGGUGGGAGUGGGUCAGAACCCUGUCAUGGAACUUUAGUCACCAUGGAGACUGUGGGUCACCAAGAUGGGCCAGGGUAGGGGAAAAACAUUUGGGGGGUGGGAUUAAAAACUAGCACCAUAUUUAAGUCCCUGUCACCUCUUCCAACUCCUCCGAGUGCCUUCUGUGGGGACUCUUGUCUGUGCUGGGAGAAAUACUUGAACUUACCUCUUAACCUGCUGCUUCUCAAAUUCUGCCUGGGUUUGCUUCCUUCUCCCUCUUCCCAUCCCCCCCCACUUCCUACAAAAGGUGCCAUGGGAGAGGCUACAGGGCCAACCGCUGAGCCACCUGCCCUUUUUUUUUCUGCCUCCUUUAGUAAAAUUCCCAAGUGAACUGGGUCUUCCUUUUUGGUUUCAGACUUAAAAAAAUACCGUUUCAAAGCCAAGACCUCACACAGAAACCCGCACAACCAAUGCAACAACCAGACAAGCUGUAAAUGUGUGUAUAGUCCGGCAUGGUAGCCUGCGAAAGGAUUGUAGAUAACCGUUUUAAAGGAAAAAAAAAAAGCCUUUAAGUUAUUUUAUGUGUUGUGAAGAGAGGGGUUGGUUUGGGUUGUUUUUUUUUUUUGUUUUUUCUUUUUUUGGUUUCUUUGUUUUGCUUGUUCCUUUUUUUUUUUUUUUUUUUUUUUUUGAAAGAUGGCGCCUUCGAGCCUGGAAGUCCGAUGUUUUAAUGUAUUUAUUUAUUUAUUUAUUUGGUUACCUUCCUGUUCCAAGCUUCCACUGACUGUUGCCCCCCGAGGGUUUUAUUAUCAUGUUCUGUCUUUCUUUUCUUUUUCUUCUCUUCCCUCCUCCUGACUUGGGGACCUUUUUGGGGAGGGCUGCAAGGCUUGCUUGGGGUGUUGGGGCUCUGGUGGGACAGCUGCUAUAGCUCCCUUCUGUGGGGAGCCCCUUGCCUACUUGCUGGAGUGGCUCUAGGCUCUGCUGACUGUGUACCUAAGACAGAAAGGCAGUUCCGGUGUGGUGUGCCUUCCGGAUCCUCUCUGGGGUUGUGCUUUGAGCAGCGUGUAGCCCGCUGGUUUUUCUCUGAGAGAUACUGUACAGGGGAAUAAAAGAGAUCUUAUUAUUUUUUUUUUUUAUACUUGGCAUUUUUUGAAUAAAAAAACCUUUUGUCUUAA